This is a messenger RNA of Drosophila kikkawai, 3652 nucleotides long. RefSeq names its product Protein interacting with APP tail-1 (gene Pat1). Gene Ontology annotation, biological process: proteasome-mediated ubiquitin-dependent protein catabolic process; intracellular protein transport. Gene Ontology annotation, molecular function: protein binding; ubiquitin-like ligase-substrate adaptor activity. The record is from RefSeq and is a predicted model, not a curated record. NCBI's taxonomy places the organism in Eukaryota, Metazoa, Arthropoda, Insecta, Diptera, Drosophilidae. Gene Ontology annotation, cellular component: Cul2-RING ubiquitin ligase complex.
AUUAACGACAUCGAAGUUUUGACAGCUCUAUCGCGUGGCUGUGUGUGCAUCUUUUUCAAGGCAAAAAGAAAAACAAAAAGCAGUACGCCAAUCUGCAAUUUAAACAAAAUCCAAACAAUUGCUGUGGGCAGUGAGGCACGCGUAACAACGGUAGCAUUCGUAAAGCUGCAUUUGCAGCAGCAACAGCAUCAGCAGCUGGGCAGUAGCAGCGCAACAACAACAACAAAGAGCUGUUGGCAGCGACGUCGGCUGAGCGCUGGCUGCGGGCAAAGAAAGGAAAACCGAAAGCCAGAGAAGGCGAAGAACGCCUCAAAAGAAAGUGAAGUGAAGUGAAGUAAAGUGCGAAACCCACCACACACACAAACGCAGAAACCCGACUUUUCAGGCCUAGCUCGGCCGCUGCGAUUGCAACGGUAUUUGUCUUUUUGUUUUUCGGUUCGCCUUCUCUUGAAUUCUGUUGUUUUUUUUUUAUUCGUGUCUUAUUUCGUUCACGCGGCACGUGUGCGAAUAUUUGUACACUUUCGGUGUUUUUCUUUUCUUCUGCACACAACAAAGUGAAUACUUGUUGCAGAGUGCCACGCCCUCCCCUCUCCUCAGUCGCCAGCGAUCGAAAGCAGCGGCUGAGCGCAAGAGCCAGUGCCAGUCCCCGCGCCCGCUCCCCAAUCCCUUUCCCGUGCCAGCGCCAGAGCGAGAGGUAAAGCACGCAACGGAGAUGGAGAACCAGCAGCUCCUGACUUUGAUGGCCAACACGCCGCGUGCCUUGUACGACCUGUCGCUGCAGGCCCUAAUUGGCAGUAUGGACACCAAGGUGCCGGCGCUGGACAGGAUCAGUCGACUGCCGGAGUUACCGCGCAACCUGCUCAUCGAUGCCUACGAAAUGAUGUCACAGAAGGAGUUGUUGAAGGACACCUUACUGGAGGAGCUGUCCUGCUUAGAUGUCUUUUUGCGACUCGUUCGCUAUGCACCGGCCCGCAGCAAACUGUUGCGUAUUGUGGCCUCAUUGAUGGCCAGCAAUAAGCUGAUAGCCAGCCGCCUAUCCGAAGCCUUUGUCUCCCGCUACAGUGUCCAGGCCGAUGAGGAUCAAUCGGAUCAGGAGGCACAGGCACAGCAUUGGCUUGGCCAAUAUCAGAAUCAGAAACAGAAUGAGGAAAGCGAAAACCAACAGCGGGACUGCAGUAUGCACAUAUAUGAUGGCGAGGAUACUAACAGUAACAGUGCCGCCUGUCCGACGAGUGAAAGGAUUGCUGGUGAUGAGGAAAACCAAAGCAAACUUAAUGUGAUCGUUCCCGCCGCCGCUGCCGAUGAAGCCUUAGAAGAGGAGCUACCCGUCGAGGAGCUGCAGGCCAUUGAUCUGGGCCUGCGCCUUGGCUCCUUCCUGUCGGAGGCAGGUUGGAUGCAGGAGAGCAUAUCUGUAUUGUCGUGCCUCAAUGCAAGACUGAAGCACCUGCCGCGCCACAGACACUGGCUCGUUAUGCGCCUGGACUGCCUGCAGCGCCUCCUUUAUGCCGAAUCGGCGCACUGCAACUUUAAGCUGGCAAAACGCACCUAUGACGAGCUCAUCUCACUGAAUCACCUGUUGAGCAACAAGGUGCCACAAGAGCUGAUCGCCAUGACCUAUAGCCAGAUAUCGGUCAUGUACUUUGCCCGCAAUGAGUACAACUUUAGCCACAAGUGGAGCGGUCUGGCCAUGCGCAUGCUGAAGGUGUCAGCGCCGCCGCGCAUUGCCAUCGAUGUGCUGCGCCAGGCGGCCAAGGCCUGUGUGGUUAAGCGGGACUUUGCCCGGGCCAAUCUGCUCAUAUGCCAGGCGCUGCGACGGGCUCGCACACACUUUGGGCCAACGCAUCAGAAAUACGGCGAUACCCUCCUCGACUACGGUUUCUUCCUGCUGAACGUAGACUCUGUAUUCCAAUCGGUGAAGGUCUACAAGGAGGCCCUGGCCGUUCGACGCGGCAUCUUUGGCAAUAUGAACUUUCAUGUGGCAAUUGCCCAUGAGGAUUUGUCGUAUGCCUACUAUGUCUAUGAAUAUAGCACCGGUGACUUUAGCUGUGCCCAGGAUCAUGUCGAUAAGGCUGUGAAAAUCAUGAAGGAUCUGGUGCCGAGCAAUCAUCUCAUGUUGGCAUCCGCGAAGCGUGUCAAGGCUCUGCUGCUGGAGGAGAUUGCGCUGGAUAAGAUGGCCGAUGGUAUGGAUGAAGAGGAUUUGCUAUUGCAAUCGGAGGAGCUGCAUAAUUUUGCAUUACUACUCUCGCUGGAAACAUUUGGCGAGGUGAAUGUUCAGACAGCCAAACAUUAUGGUAAUCUGGGGCGGUUGUAUCAGACAAUGAAUCGAUUCGAGGAAGCCGAACGUAUGCAUCAGAAGGCGAUUAAAAUUAAAACGGAUCUGCUGGGCGCCUUUGACUAUGAGGUGGGCCUGUCCAUAGGCCACCUGGCGUCGCUAUAUAAUUAUCAAAUGAAAAAGUAUCACGAAGCCGAGAAGCUUUACCUGCGCAGCAUCGAUAUAAGCCUGCGCCUGUUUGGUCACUCGUAUUCUGGUCUGGAGUAUGAUUAUUUGGGCCUGUGCCAUGUCUACGAGGUGCUGCACAAUUUCGAAAAGUAUUUGCAGUAUGCGCACACCCUGGAGAACUGGCAGAUACUCCGGGGCCAGAAUAUCACACAAAACAAGUCCAGCUAUCCGGCCAUCGAUGAGGACUAUUCCAUAGAGGAGGUCAAGACCAAGUUCUUCAGCAUGUGUGUCUGCAAUAAUACCGCCACCAGCAGCAGCAGCAGCAGUCCAUAGAAACCCCAAGUCAGGCUCAACAAAAAAACAUACAAAUUUGGGGAGUGUGUAGAGUGGAAGAGAGAGAACAAGUCUCGGUGGCGGCAGAUAUUCGUUUUUGCAACGUUUUUUAUUUAAUAUAUUGUUCGUUUUUUUAAGCUUCAAAAUAUCCAAUUAGCAAAUAUUAAUAUUCAGUAAGCUGAGAUGAUGUUUACUUCUUGUUCCCCACAUCGAAUACGUCCAGACCCAGUCCCCCCCAGUCCUGCUCGUCCACCCUAGGCUUAGAAUAGAGACGUUGAUGCAAAGUUUAGCGAUUUAGUAGUAGUAGUUGUUAGAAGGACCGAGAGUUGGGCUACGCGUGGCGCUUUCCUCUAUCUAAAAUAUCUUAAAUUCUACUCCCAAUUUCAUUCAAUUUUUAACAUUUUUUUUGCGAUAAACUCAGAAAGAUUUAUGAUUUAUCUCCUGCCUUAUGAAUGUGAUUCAAAGGGGUCACCUGUUUGUGUUUUCUAGGUUCACUAAAGUUAAAAGAACAGAAUAGCAAAAAGUGUAUAGAUUAUAGAUGCAUCCAAGCGAUAUCUAAAAAGUAUUUUCCUGCCGCAGCCGCUAAAGUUUGAUGGAGAAGCGAACAAGCACCACCAACACCACCACACUCAACACACACACACACUCACAGCUUCCAGUUAACAAAAGGUAUAUUAAAGAUUAAAUAACAUAAUAUAUAUAUAUAUAUAUAUAUACUAUAAAUUUAAAUAAAUAAAUGUGUAUGGAGUAACCGACAAUUUAUACCAAUUAACAUUUGCUACGCAGACGUAGUCCGGAGACAUACUUAUGAUACUUUUUUGUGGCAUUACUUAGCAAUAAUAUGUAAGUCGUAAGUGCGAGCCGAAAGCGUUGUAAAUC